Molecule: messenger RNA, 1516 nt
Organism: Durio zibethinus
Lineage: Eukaryota; Viridiplantae; Streptophyta; Magnoliopsida; Malvales; Malvaceae
Product: glucan endo-1,3-beta-glucosidase 8-like
Biological process (GO): carbohydrate metabolic process
Molecular function (GO): hydrolase activity, hydrolyzing O-glycosyl compounds
Source: RefSeq, a predicted model, not a curated record
UGACUAAACUCCAACAAUGGUUCGAGCCACUGUCCUCUUAUGGGCCUGUGCAUUGGUGUUGGUCUCCGCCAGUGUUGUAGCUCAAGACCUUGGUGCCAAUUGGGGUGCGAUCGCAUCACACCCUUUGGACCCAAAAAAAGUUGUUAAUAUGUUCAAAGACAAUGGCAUAAAAAAGGUUAAGCUUUUCGAUGCUGAUUCCAACAUUCUAAAUGCCCUGGCUGGAACCGACAUUGAGGUCAUGAUAGGCAUACCCAAUCUUCAUUUGGCAGAUUUGGCUGAGAAAUACAGUACAGCCCAGGCUUGGGUCAAAGAAAACAUCACUGCGCAUCUGGGUAAGGGGGGUGUCAAUAUCAAGUACGUGGCCGUAGGGAAUGAACCACUUUUGGCAAGUUAUAAUGGCACGUAUACCAACUCGACAUUGCCAGCGAUGAAAAACAUUCUCAAGGCACUGAAUGAGGCUGGUGUUGGAAAAGACAUUAAAGUAUCAACACCACUUAAUGGUGAUGUUUACAUGACGCCUACAUACAAACCAUCGGAUGGUAUAUUUCGAGGCGACAUAGCAGAUCUCAUGGGCCAAAUAUGUGAAUUUCUCAAGGAAAAUGAUGCCCCUUUUAUCAUCAACAUCUAUCCUUUCUUUAAUCUCUACCAGAAUCCUGGCUUCCCCAAAGAAUACGCAUUCUUCGACCACUCUAACUCGAGUGAUUUUGAUGACGAUGGUGUUAAAUAUCACAAUGUUUUUGAUGCCAAUAUUGACACUCUUGUUGCGGCACUGAAAACAGCUAAAACCCCGGAUUUACCAAUCAUUGUAGGGGAAGUUGGAUGGCCGACGGAUGGUAAUGUUUACGCCACAAAACAAAAUGCUCAGAGAUUCUAUAAUGGGCUGUUAAAGAAAAUGGCUAGCAACGAAGGAACUCCACUUCGACCAAAGCAGUACCCUGUUGUGUAUAUGUUUGCUUGGUUGGAUGAGGAUUUUAAGAGCAUUGAUCCAGGUAUGUUCGAGAGGCAUUGGGGAAUUUUCUCCUUCGAUGGACAACCUAAGUUUCCAAUGGAUCUUUCAGGGAAAGGACAGAACAAGUCGCUUGUUGGUGCAAAAGAUGUCCCAUACCUGGAAAAGCAGUGGUGCGUGCAUAACAAGGAUGCUCAAAACCAAACAGAUUUGGCUAUAACGGUUGAAUGGGCAUGCAAUAAUACCGACUGCACUACCUUAGUCCCCGGAGCUUCAUGUUCUGGUAUGGGACUUGACAUGAACGCCUCGGUUGCUUUCAACAUGUACUACCAAAUGCAAGAUCAAGCUAAAGCAGCGUGUGAUUUCCAGGGUUUAGCUAAGCUUGUCACGCAGAAUCCAUCCAAUGGGACUUGUGAGUUCCCGAUUAUGAUUAAAAAGUUCCAAGCUACUUCUGGGACAUCGGGGUCUUCGAAUUCUUCAGAUUCGGUUGCAUCUUCUCCCUCUCCUUCCCAACUUCUUUUUCAUAUUGUUGUUGGCAUUUGCAUUGUUUGGUUUGCAUAAAUAGCUACG